This is a messenger RNA of Cyprinodon tularosa, 1634 nucleotides long. It is a transcript of the gene rdh8a, whose product is annotated as retinol dehydrogenase 8a. Gene Ontology annotation, cellular component: cytoplasm. Gene Ontology annotation, molecular function: estradiol 17-beta-dehydrogenase [NAD(P)+] activity. The record is from RefSeq and is a predicted model, not a curated record. The coding region runs from base 251 to 1201 and encodes 316 amino acids. The transcript is spliced from 6 exons. NCBI's taxonomy places the organism in Eukaryota, Metazoa, Chordata, Actinopteri, Cyprinodontiformes, Cyprinodontidae. Gene Ontology annotation, biological process: estrogen biosynthetic process.
CACUUUUCUGCAGGAUUAACAGGGCACCGCUUUUUUCCCCCCUAGUCGAUAGAAACCCAUUAAGAUCUAAACUCCAGAAGGUCUUAUGUCACGUCGUUUUGGGUUCCAGAUUGCGAUCAACAUGACCAUGUGACUGAGCAAUCACAUGGCCGCAGAGGUUUCAUGAUCCGCUUUAGUUUUUUAAAAGUGCGGUGAUCGGUGGCUCCCGCAGCAGCAGCAGCAGCAGCAGCGCUGGAAAACACAGCGGAACAUGGCGAACAGUGGGCAGAAAGUUGUGCUGAUCACCGGCUGCUCCUCUGGCAUCGGGUUACGAAUCGCUGUCACGCUGGCCAAAGAUGAAAAGAAGCGUUACCAUGUUAUAGCUACCAUGCGAGACUUAAAGAAGAAGGAUAAACUUCUGGAAGCAGCUGGAGAUGCAUAUGGGAAGACCCUGAUGUUGCUCCAAUUAGAUGUAUGCAGCGAUGACUCUGUGAAGGAGUGCAUUAACAAUGUUAAAGACCGCCACAUUGAUAUUCUAAUCAACAACGCAGGUGUGGGCUUGCUUGGACCCGUGGAAAGCAUCAGCAUUGAUGAAAUGAAACGAGUUUUUGACACCAAUUUCUUCGGAGUGGUUCGUAUGAUCAAAGAAGUGAUGCCAGACAUGAAGAAGAGGCGUUCGGGACACAUUGUGGUCAUGAGCAGUGUAAUGGGUCUCCAAGGGGUGGUGUUCAAUGAUGUUUAUACAGCCUCUAAGUUUGCAAUGGAAGGCUUCUGUGAAAGUAUGGCUGUGCAGCUGAUGAAGUUCAAUAUCCGGUUGUCGAUGAUAGAGCCUGGCCCUGUGCACACUGAGUUUGAGACGAAAAUGAUGGAAGACGUGGCUAAGAUGGAUUUUCCAGGAGUUGAUGCAGACACAGUUCGAUAUUUUAAAGAUGUUUACCUUCCAUCGUCCAUAGAUAUAUUUGAAGCCAUGGGCCAGACUCCAGAGGACAUAGCUAAAUGCACUAAAAAGAUUAUUGAGUCAGAAAGGCCUCGCUUUAGGAAUCUGACCAACAGCCUCUACACGCCCAUCGUGGCCUUAAAAUACGCAGAUGAGACCGGCGGCCUCUCUGUGAACACCUUCUACAACUUGCUCUUUAAUUUUGGUCCUCUCAUGCACAUCACCAUGAGCAUCCUGAAAUGCCUGACAUGUAGCUGCCUGCGCAGACGCACCAUCUCUCCAUAAAUACAGUGUUUAGUAUUACGCUGCCACAAAACCUUAGAGUCUUUAUGCAAGGUUCUGGGCUGAGCAGGUAAUGUACGACAUAAAGCUCAAAGUGAGAGAGCUACUUGUAGUUCUAAGAUAUUACUGUGAUAAGCUUUGACAGACGAUAACGCGCAAUUGCACAUUUUUUCUUCUGAGGAGAUGGUAUAUCCAGGGUUCCCUAAUUAGAGAAAAAUUUGUCACAUGAUAGGGAUACAAAAAUGCUAAUAUUGUCCUGUUGCAUAAUGUUAUGAAAAAAAACCCCACCAUAUAUCACUCUCUUUUUUUUAAGAGAAGCACAGAGGAAUAAACAUGAUAUAUAAAUCUUAUGGACUAGUACAAAAGCACAAACUGAACUCAGUUAACAUGUGAAACAAGGAAAUUGUAAGAAACGUUGGGUUAGUAACACUUUGUA